Messenger RNA from Equus quagga, 4414 nucleotides. RefSeq names its product mastermind like domain containing 1 (gene MAMLD1). The record is from RefSeq and is a predicted model, not a curated record. The transcript has 7 exons. Bases 290 to 3319 code for a protein of 1009 amino acids. Gene Ontology annotation, cellular component: nuclear body. NCBI's taxonomy places the organism in Eukaryota, Metazoa, Chordata, Mammalia, Perissodactyla, Equidae. Gene Ontology annotation, biological process: regulation of transcription by RNA polymerase II.
GGCAGACAGCGCGCUUUAGCCCGCCGGGCAGUUCAGAAGGAACCCAUGUUUCUGCAGAAGCUGCAGCAGGUCGGCUUGGCCGUCCCGGCGGGAGCUAUCGAGCAGACGUUUCGGCAGUGGGACGGGCGCUCUCCACUCGGCAGCCACCUACUGAAGCGCAUCGUCUAGGCGGGCCACCUGCUGCCGAGGGCACCUACCGCCUCCCGCUGCUUGCGGAGCCACCAAGCCCUGUGUCUAGGUCGUUUGGGAAGCGCCUUGGAGAGUCAAGAAUAAAAUUGCAGGUCAAACAAUGGAUGACUGGAAAAGUCGGCUUGUAAUCAAGAGCAUGCUUCCCCAUUUCACCGUGGUGGGAAAUCGUCAGGAGCCCAGAAAGCUCCAGGAAUCGCCACAGGGAACCCUUAAGAGGAGACAGGAAGGAGACAACUUCCAGUUUCCAGGCAUGGCUGACGGGGGUUACCCUAAUAAAAUCAAGAGGCCUUGCCUUGAGGACGUCACCCUUUCUAUGGGCCCUGGUGCCCACCCCAGCACACCGUGUGCAGAGCUGCAGGUCGCUCCGUUACCAGUGAACCCUAGCCCUGCAGCUAUGGGAGUAGCUGGCCAUCCGUUACUACUCGAGAAUAAUCCCGUGAACGGCAACGUGAUGGGCACACCGUUUGUGGUACCACCGAAUGCAGAAUUGGGGCUAAAAGGGCCCACUGUCCCUUACUAUGACAAAACCAACAGCAUGCCAGCUGUGGACCAGGAACUUCAAGAUCUGCUGGAGGAGCUAACAAAGAUUCAGGAACCUUCUCCGAGUGAGCUCGAUCUUGAGAAGAUACUGGGGAGCAAGCCGGAAGAACCGCUGGUCUUGGAUCACCCUCAGGCGGGCCUCGGCACAGCUCCCAAGCCUUCGGCUCAGAUGCCGCACUUGGAGAGCCUUGCUUCCGGCAAAGAGUUUGCUUCCAGUUGCAGCCAGGUCCCUGGCGUGUCACUUCAAAUCCCGCCCUCCUCUGCAGGGGUCAGCUAUGCGAUUCCCUCCACCAGUAAGCAGCUCGUCUCACCUAGUUCUUCCACAGCACAGGCCAAGAACCAGGUCCAGGCGAUGCUCCCUGUCGCUUUGCCCCCACUUCCGGUGCCUCAGUGGCAUCAUGCCCACCAGCUGAAGGUGUUGGCGGCCAGCAAGCAGGGAUCUGCUACAAAGCAGCCAGGGCCCACUCCCAGUUGGUCUGGCCUGCCUCCUACAGGCCUCUCCCCACCUUACCGCCCAGUGCCAUCGCCACACCCGCCACCACCAUUCAGCCCUCAGAGCCUCAUGGUAUCCUGCAUGUCGUCCAGCAACCUGCCAGGGAGCACUCUCCAAGGCUCUCCCAAUGCCUUACUCUCGAGCAUGGUGUCUGGCAGCAGUGCUGCCCUUGGGCCCGCCAUGCCCUAUGCUCCCGAGAAGCUCCCCAGCCCAGCUCUCAGUCAGCAGCCACAGUUCAGCCCGCAGAACUCCAUUCUUGCCAACCUGGUGUCCUCUACCAUUAAAAAUCCUCAAGGACACCUGAUGUCUGCUCUGCCCACCAGCAACCCUGGGCCGUCCCCCCCUUACCGCCCGGAGAAGCUGUCCAGCCCAGGCUUGCCGCAGCAGUCCUUCACGCCACAGUGCUCCCUGCUCCGGAGCCUCACGCCCGCCAGUAACCCACUCAGCCAGCAGCAGCAGCAGCAGCAGCAGCAGCAGCAGCAGCAGCAGCAAGCAAAUGCCGUCUUCAAGCCCAUGGUCACCAACUCACCCAAAACUCUGAGCAUGAUCAUGCAGCAGGGGCUGGCCAGCCCCAGCCCGGGAGCCCCGGAGCCAUUUAGUUUUGGCAACACCAAGCCUUUGUCACAUUUCAUUGCUGAGCCUGGCCCCCAGAAACUGCCCUCCAUGCCUGCCACCUCUAGGCAGCCUUCCCUGCUCCACUACCUGCAGCAGCCGACGCCAGCACAGGCCUCUUCUGCCACUGCCUCCUCCACCGCCACCGCCAGCUUGCAGCUGCCGCCGCAGCAGCCCGACCACUCUGCGUUCCUCCUGCAGCAGAUGAUGCAGCAGCCCCAGCGCUUUCCGCGAUCAGGAGCCUCGGACUCCAUGCCUUCUCUGCCCAGACAGCAAGAGAAACAGAGAUCAGGUCUUAUGGCAAUGACCCCUGAACAGCGGAGUACAUGUGUCGCCCAACAGAUGAGUCAGUUUCAAGCCGUCCAAGAGCAAGUCACCUCCAAGUGUAGCCGGACCAAGGCAAGCCCCCCAUCCAGCCAGCACAUGAUGCCACCCAGAGCUGGGCUCCUUCAGAACCCUCUGAGUCCAGGAAUGACCCCACCCACCAGGCACCAGAGCCGUGAGGGCAUGGGCAUGAUCCCACCGACGCCAGGCAAGCAGCAAGGAAUUUUCAGCUCCCGCCCCCCAUUUCCCAUACCCCCCCGCUCAGCCCAGAACCCCCUGGGCAGCCUCAACUCUGUCUGCCGGCGUAUGCAGAUUCCCAGGGCCACUCCCUCAGGAGUACCCCUGCCUGGGUUCUGUCCCAGCCCCCUGGGCAGCCAGCCCCUGAGUCCCCACCAGCUCAGACAGCCCUGUGUGCCAAGAAUGUCCACCAUGUUCAACAAUGCUGCAUGGGCGGCGGCGGCAGUAGCGGCUGCGACCACAGCGAGCUCUAGGGAACCAGCCCCAAGCCAAGUAGAUAAUAGCAUCCAGCAGCAUUUUGAUAGCAACUCAAUGUUCGCCAAGGCACCCGUGAGAGUGCCCCUGGUGGCCCCAGCCUUUCCAUCGCAGCAGGCAGUUGUGCCCCCCAAUCAGGUAGCCCCAGGAGGCAGGCCUGGCCAGAAGGUGAGUGCCACCCUGGCCAACCCCAACUUCAGCCUGCUGGGCAGCCAGAGCCUCAGACAGAGCCCAGUGCGGGGUCCCGUGCCUGUGCUGAACGCCACCAAGUCCCUCCAGCAGGGUAUGGCCAGCUUUGGUCCCAUGAGUCCCAUACAGGGCAUUGAGCCGCCAAGCUAUGUGGCCGCCGCCGCCGCUGCUGCUGCUGCCUCUGCCAUUGCUGCCAGCCAGUCCCCAGGCCCAUUUAACAGGAUGGGUACCCCUCCUGAGCUGCCACCCUACGACUUUUUGCCCCAGCCCCAGCCCCCACUGAACGAUCUGAUUUCCCCACCUGACUGCAGUGAGGUGGACUUCAUUGAAGCUCUCUUGAAAGGCCCCAGCGCAAGCCCAGAUGAAGACUGGGUGUGCGACCUGAGGCUGAUCGAUGACAUUUUGGAACAGCAUGCUGCUGCCCAAAAUGCCGCAGCCCGGAAUGCGGGCCAAGUCACCCAGAAUGCUGUGGAGCUUUAAACACCCCUAGAAACCCCCACGCCGGCAUCACUCUAGGCAGCCGCGUGAAGCCACAGCAAGUUCACUGCUGGCCUCACAGCCACGCAGUCGUUUCCUUGUUAUAAUUCGAGUGGCAUCAGCCCAUGCCCAUCCCUCGCUCUACCUGUGACAAAAUGGAAAGCUGGUGAUUUUUCAAGCUACCUGUACAUAUUUGAAAAUUUUGUAAAUGGUUUUCCUAAACAUUAAUGACAGAAGUAUUUAUACUUCGUUUUGUGACUUUGUAAAUAAAGUGACGGCUUUCGUUUCAGUAGUUGUGUUUAUUCCGCAUUGUUUGUGUUUAUUCUACAUUGUUGCAAAUACGCAGACUGUGCUGUUCGCUCCAGUGACACCUUAUAAGCCAGGUAGCCGAGUCGCUGAUGGUAUUGCUGCAGUGAGAGAUGUGGAUAUGACCAGGAGGUGUUGUGCAGACUGACACAUGCCAAACAGAAAACCACUUGGCCAUUUAUUUCCAUUUUCACAAAAAGUUCUGUCGCCUUGUGUGAUUCUUAGUCUCCUUUGCAAACCUGUCGGUCUCCGCUAGCUCCCUCCUGAUGAGCACCACAGCAGAAGCCGUUUGGUCGUCAGUGUCCGCGGAGGACACUUGCAGGGCUGAGAGAGUUCUGUAGGUUUAGGAACAGGGAAGAGAGCGUGUGAGCUGAGCACUGUCUUUACCGUCCACCUCGAGAAUCUCGCGUGUCCUCCCUGUAUCAUCCAGACGGAGAGAAAACCUGGGUUUGCACUUCUCCAGCGGCACCUUUGCAGGGUGGAGGUGGGACGGUCAUGGUUCGAAGCCUUUCAGUAUUUGUUUUGAUGUAAGGCUCUGUGGUUUGGGGGAAGAAAAGUCUGUAAACAUUAAUAGUUGAUUUGCGGUUUGUCUUGAUGGUUUCUAUCUGCAAUUACCGUCAUGUAUAUUUAAGUGUCUGUUAUAGAAAACCCACCUCCACUGUCCUGUAAACUUUUCUCAGUGUCCAGACUCUGUGUAAUCACAUUUUAAUUGCCAUCUUGUAUUUCGCCUCUACAUUUGAAAUCUGGCGUUUGUUUCCAGCCAGUGCGUUUUUUCUUCGUUCUGUAAUAAAC